This is a messenger RNA of Fusarium subglutinans, 1611 nucleotides long. Its product is annotated as general amidase. The record is from RefSeq and is a predicted model, not a curated record. The coding region runs from base 1 to 1611 and encodes 536 amino acids. Lineage: Eukaryota; Fungi; Ascomycota; Sordariomycetes; Hypocreales; Nectriaceae. The transcript has 5 exons.
AUGGCCUCCGUUGUUGAGUCUCUUCCUCAGGGACUCAUCUCUCAUUCUCAGCCCCAAAAGUCCGCCGACACUUCUGUGCUGGCCGAUUGGGAGAUCCAAGCUGAAAAAUGCCGUAAAGUGUUCGGAGAAUCACUCAACCGAGCUUGGCUUUUGCCACCUGAUCAGCUUCCACCUGCUGAGCAGCUCAAUGUCUCUACUUUUAUCGAGACAUGCGGCUUCCUCUCAGCGCGAGAGCUGGAGAUCACAGCUACCAGCGCAACAAAACUAGUGGAACAGAUGGCCUUAGGCUCUCUGACGGCUGUUGAGACUUUCAUGAAUGCCGAUGCACUUGAAGCCGCUGCUGAGCUUGACGCAUACUUCAAGGCAACCGGCAAAGUCAAGGGGCCCUUGCACGGCGUCCCGAUCUCGACCAAAGAGCAUAUUGAACAUAAGGGACGGAUUGUUCAUUCGUCUUAUGUCGCCCUUAUUGACAACGUUGCUAAAGAAGACGCCCUGAUUGUUCAUCUUCCCUCUUUUCUUGAUCUGUCACUGGUUCUUAAGCACAUUGACUGUUCCAACCCAAUCUACGGCACGACUGUGAACCCACACAACCGAACAUUAACAUGCGGCGGCUCGAGCGGAGGAGAGGGCGCUUCCUUGGGACUACGUUGCGCAGUCUUGGGUAUCGGUACCGACUUUGCCGGUUCUGUUAGAGUGCCCGCUGCCUUCUGUGGCGCAUAUGGUUUGAGGACUACCGCAUUGCGCAACCCGUACAAAGGCGUGUGUCUUCCUGGUGCUGGACAAGAGAGCACCCGAUGCGUUGUCUCACCUCUAGCCAAUACUGCAGAAGAUCUUGCCCUCUUUCAGAAAGCCGUGCUUGAUCAAGAACCCUGGGAGAUUGAGACAUCGCUACUACCUCAACCUUGGAAGCAGCCUAGUUCGCUAGAGCCUGGCAGCUUUACCAUUGGUGUUAUGUGGGAGGACGGGUAUUUAUCAGCUAAUCUUUGUCACAGCCUUGUCCGGCCCCAUCCGCCGGUCCUUCGCGCACUCGGAUAUGCUGUCGAGAAGCUCCUGGCGGCAGGCAUUACUGUGGUCGACUUUGAGCCAUACAACCAUCAAGAGGGCAUGGAUAUUGUUUCAAAACUAUACUUUCCUGAUUGUGCUGUGACGCAGAAGGAUCUCCUGGAAAAGGGAGGAGAGCCUGUUGCGCCGCUGUCGCACUUUGCGUUUAACCUUUCUCCGCCACGCCCCCUCACUAUACAGGAGAACUGGGCUUUCAAUGUCCGAAGAGACGCCUUGAUCAUGAAGGAUCGAGGUGUUGACUUUAUUCUUUGCCCUGCCUAUGUCGGGCCUGCUUCAAAGUUGGGCGAUGGCCAUUACAUACCUUACACCGCUAUCUGGAAUCUUCUAGAUCAGCCAGCCAUCGCAUUCCCGACUGGGCUGAAGGUCGAGCCAACAAAUACCCCAUACCCUGCCUUCAAACCCCGAUCAGCUGAAGAGGAACGAGAAUACAACAAGUGUAGACUCACGUAUAUUGAGGCGCCUUUGGGAUUGCAAAUCGUUGGUAAACACUUCCGGGACGAAGACACGGUUGCUGCUGCAGAGUUGGUGUCCAAGAUUAUCCAGGGAUGA